Micromonas commoda is the source of this 291-nucleotide messenger RNA. RefSeq lists its product with no specific name. Lineage: Eukaryota; Viridiplantae; Chlorophyta; Mamiellophyceae; Mamiellales; Mamiellaceae. The annotation marks the transcript as partial. The transcript has a single exon. The record is from RefSeq and is a predicted model, not a curated record.
GUGAGGCACGGCAAGGGGAAGAACACGGUGGACGGCAAGUGGACGUACGAGGGCGACUGGGUCCAGGACAAAAUGGAGGGCAAGGGCACCUUCACGUACAAGUCCGGGGCGAGCUACGACGGCGACUGGGUGGCCAACAAGUACCACGGCCAGGGCACCUACACCUGGCCGGACGGGACCAAGUACGUGGGUACGUGGGUCGACAACGCGAUGCACGGGCAGGGGACGUACACGGACAAGGACGGACGGGAGUGGGUCGGGGAAUUCUACAACAACGACGGCCCGGGCCUC